AAGGCGGAAGAAGCUCCCGAGCCCAAGCCUACAUCGCUCCGAAAGAUUCAGAAGUGAUAAUAGCCCCCUUACGAAGGACUGUGAUAUGGCGGGGGUUAAAGCCCUGGUUGGCUUAUCAUUCACUGGAGUCAUCGGCCUGACGUUUCUUAUGUUGGGAUGUGCCCUAGAAAAUUAUGGUGUGUAUUGGCCUCUAUUUGUUUUGAUAUUUUAUGCCAUAUGUCCUAUUCCUCAUCUUAUUGCAAAACGCGUAAGUGAUGAUACAGAUGCUGCAAGCAGCGCCUGCAGGGAAUUGGCAUAUUUCUUAACAACUGGAAUUGUGGUUUCUGCCUUUGGACUUCCUAUCAUCCUUGCACGAGUUGAAGCGAUCAAGUGGGGAGCUUGUGGCCUUGUACUAGCUGGAAAUUCAGUCAUUUUUCUGACCGUUUUAGGCUUUUUCCUCCUGUUUGGCAGAGGAGAUGAUUUUAGCUGGGAACAGUGGUAGCUUGCACAUGAAGCUUAUACACAUCUUAUGUAGCUUUACUAUGAUACAGAGCUUAUAGUACACUGGUCUUAUGUGUGUAUGUGUAUAUACUAUGUAUAUAUGUGCAUAUGUUGACUACAUAUGCAUAGCCUUACAGUCUUGGUAGCUUUUCUAUUUGAAUAUUGGCUAACAUAAGGGAAGUUUAUGGGAUUUUAAAUCACAGUGCCUAAAAUUAUGCCCUAAAUAGUUGUUUGUACAAAAUGAAAGAUUGUAUCUAGUCUGAGCUGUGCUUUAUUAAGAUGCUGAUUUUUAUGCUACUAGUUUUAUCUUUAACACUAAGCAACAAACUGACCAUUUAGCUUUAUCAUUGGAAUUGUCUGUAUUCUAACUAUAAAUGUGUUCCCACUGUUGUUCUGUAUAUUCUAUUGUCUUUGAAGUUGUCUAAGGUGGUUUUACUAUAUAGUAUUGUAUAUGUUCUAUGUUUUAAAGAACUCCAAAUUCUUCUAUGUGAGCUAUCAGGCAAAAUAAACAUGCUAAUUUACAUGCAUAACUUAUUUGGGGAUAGGAUAAGAAGUUGUACAAAGCACUAACGCUCUCACCUGUUAAUGACUAGAAACGCUGUUCAGCUGUUUCUGUUUUCUGAAGCCCACCAAGCAUUACACUUACACUUUCAAGCAUACUUUUGCAGCUGUUUUUACAGUUAUGUACUAUUCAAUUAGUGAAGGCAGAGAUUCCCAAGAGGAGAUUUUGCACAUAUCAAACUCUCUGCUAAUACCAGGAGGGCAUGUGGUGCUAGUUAUAUGUUCCAGAGUCAUCUCCUUGGAAAUAAAUGACAAUUUAUUUUUUAAAAAAUAAAAGACUAUUGAUGAAUAUUUUUCAAUGGAUAUAGCCAGUUUGUUGUUUCACCGUGACUGCUCCAGUGAACCACAGUCUUUAUAUGAACAAAGGCAAAUGUUAUUUGAUAAACCUGCAGGGUUGUAAAUCAGAAUAUGCCUUACUAUUUCACUAUUAACUCAUGAUUAAUAAAUGACAUAAUUCCACUUUUUGCCCUCAAGAAACAACCUAUUCAGUGUUAAGAUAUUCCUUGCCAGAAUAAAUAUGGGCUUCCUAGGGUUAUACUAACAUUUUUACAAACAGGCAGUUGAUGGAGGGAAAUGAAAUUAAGGUCCGCAGUUCCUGUCUUCACCUCAUUUUACCUUCUGCCUCCUGUAUCUUAAGGGUUCAUUUAGAUGGAAAAAACUUUAUGUAGAGGUGACCCUAGAUAUUGCUCAACUGGAUGCCUUAGUUUUAUUUCCAUUCCUUUAUCAAGUUAAAAUGAGUUGUAGAAAAUACCUGACAGGAAUCUUGCCGAGAGUCUUUUUAAAAAUCUCACGCUGCCUAGAACUGUAAAACUUCCAAAAAUUUUGAAGCAAUGGGGGAAACUGGGUGGGUUUUUUUUCUGUUUUAAGGGGGGGGUAAAAAUGAAAAGUAUAAAAUACUUUUCUUUCAAAUCCAAACAUAUUUUAUUGCUUUAACAACAAAGUGCAUCAUUUAUAGUAUAUGAAAUUGAAACACUAGACAUUUUUAUGUAAGUUUAAAGUAUAUAUGGUUUUCAGUGAAGUCCAGCUCCGACUGGAGUAACUCUGCUUAGGAUUUCACUGUUAGUCUUCUCUAAGCAAAAUUGCCAAUGUACUCAGUACCUGAGAGAGCUGCAGACUGCUAUACCCUAUAUUAAUGUAGUACAUGUAUCCUAAUUUUUGUAAUCUGAGAGGUAGGAAACAAAAAUAGAAAAUUUUGCAGUAAACAAAAUAGCCUAUUAUUUGGACAGAAACCGUCUAUACAGUCACAGUAAAUAUCCAGGAUAUUUGAAUAUCAAGUUAAACUUCAUAACAUUAAAGACACUGAUGAAUAAUUGUCAGACACAUUAUAGCAUUUUAAUUGUUGCCAAAAUUAUUCAUAUUUAAAAAUAAAUAUAUCCUUAAAAUAUAUUUGUCUACAGUAUACAUGAUUAUCAUUACCUAGUGCUGUACAUUGUCUUAUAUAAAAAAUCCAUUCUACAAAUUUUGAAUGAGUAAAACCUUGAAUUUAUUUCACCCAUUCCAAGAGAGUCUUUUUCAGUGCUCCCCAAAUUUCCCAGUUUUUCCAUCAGUAGACAAGUAGGGAUAGAGUCCAUGGUGGAAAGACAUAAAAAAGCUACAUGCACUCCCUGGAAGUUUUCAGUUUUUUUUCCUGGGCCUUCACAUCUGUAGCCCUGUCAAAACUGUCACUUCCUCAUAAUUUAGUCAGUGCAAAUACUUUAAGCUAAAGACUUAUUAUCUGAAGUUUCAAAAAUACUCUGUUAAAAUGAGAAUGCAUUUAUCCAGUUUAUUACUAGGAGAAACCAUGCUGACAUUGUUUGUAUUUUCUUAUGAAGGAUUACCUUUUUGGUAUAUGGAAUCUCAAAUAGCUAAGUAAUAAUGAAAGGAUUAGAACACUUACCUAAUUAUUAUUCCAGCCCUUAAACUGUGAAAUAUAAACUAUAUAAGUACUAGCACCCAAGCAAAUUUGUAUUGGAGCACUGUGAGUUUAGAGUUUUCCAUGAAGAAUAAGGUCUGAAACAGUAACUGUAAGAGAUGUUGAGUUUUUUUGCAUAAAACUUUUCACAAAUUAAAACAAAAACUCUGGAAUUGUUAAUCUUACAGAUGGACAGGUCAAUUUCUGUCACAAACAACCAUGGGGGUGGGCAUAAGUGGGAUGAAUCCAGACUUUUCACAGGGUAUCAGUGGCAUUGGCUGAUGGUACCAAACAUUAAUUUAGUAGGUGCAUGCUGUCUGCUGCUGCAUGUGAGGAUCUUUGGGCUACAUCUGAUGAGCUGAAUUGUAUCUUAUAAGUUGGGACCAAAUUGGAGUGAUGUAGGUUUUUAUUUUUAGUAGCAAACUGCCUUUUGGUGCAAUGCUAUGACAUUGCAUAGUCAGUGUAGGUUUCAGGCUGCCUUUAGUUGGGUAUUUAGCUCAUUUUGCCAAAGAGCUGAUAUAACUGUUCUGUAGCAGUAGUGCAGAACCAUUUUAAUGACACAGUUUGUAAAGUAUUCAGAGUUUUAAAUCACUCAGGGCAACUAUGCAAAGUAUAGACAGACUUAAAAAACAGGCAGGCAGUGUUACCCAGAUUUAUAAGUAAUAAUUUUCUAGUUGCUAUGCUUGUGUGCAACAGAGAAGACAAGACCUAAUCUUACUUUUUAAAAGAUUUUUAUCCUAUCCUUUUUUCAUGGAGUACUUGCUUCUCUCCCCCUCUCAUCCUGCCAAGGACGUUUGACUGAAACGUUGUGACUGGCCCAAAGUCACCCACUUGCCCAAAGUCACCCACUGGCCCAAAGUCACUCCAUGGUGGAGUGGGAACUUGCAUCUUAGUCCCCCUGUUCCUAGUCUGACACACUAACCUUCACAAUAUGUGCGAUCAAAUGUCUUUCACAAACUGUUACGUUCACUCAUCUUUCAAACAUCUUGAACACUAUUCUCAACACUUGAUUCUGGUUAUAUGUGAAAUGGUAAACAAGUUGAAACUUGCAUUGUAAAUGUUGCUACAUGUGGAAGGAACAAAAAAGAAAGAAACAUGGUUUUGCCAUUGGUUUGUUUUAUAAGAACCAUUUUCUUUACUUACCCGAUACAUGCUACAGCAUUGGAUCUUCCCAAAAUGGUAGAUAAUGCUAGGAUUGUUAUUUCUAGUGAAUACCAAAUCACCGCUUCUAUCUUCAUAGGGGAAGCAUGUGUUCUCUUAUCCACUUGAAUGGCACAUGGCAUGUGUUAAGAAAUAGAUGCAUUACUAAAGUAAAAUUUGCAAGAGUCUGAUGCAGAUCAACUUAGAAAGUAGUCAUUCUGUCAGUAGUUGUUAACAGUCAUUUACAUAUAGUGGUUUUCAUAACAAUGCUGUAAACUUACUCAAAAGUGCCUUUACCCUAGAGUUACUGUGGUCAGGAGAAAGCUUGUGCAUGUACUUCUACACUCUAAUUUUUUAAAGGCUUUGUAUUCUCUUUGUUGACUAGCUUUUUAUGAUUCGGAGUGCAUAUAGCAACUGUUAAAAGUUUUGUAAUCCAUAUUGAAGUAUUUACUGAAAUCACUUAAUUUUACACUUUGUAAAUGGAAACAUGUUUUUGUUUUUUCAAGUUCUAAUAAAAUUAUACUUUGAUGUUU
Messenger RNA from Eublepharis macularius, 4605 nucleotides. RefSeq names its product leptin receptor overlapping transcript (gene LEPROT). Lineage: Eukaryota; Metazoa; Chordata; Lepidosauria; Squamata; Eublepharidae. The record is from RefSeq and is a predicted model, not a curated record. Gene Ontology annotation, biological process: negative regulation of growth hormone receptor signaling pathway; late endosome to vacuole transport via multivesicular body sorting pathway. The coding region runs from base 86 to 481 and encodes 131 amino acids. Gene Ontology annotation, cellular component: endosome. The transcript has 4 exons.